GUUAGGACCCCGGCGGCGCGGGGGCCUCUGGGACGGCCCUUGGGGGCUGCCCCUCGCGUGUGCCUGACCUAAUGCGCACUGCAGCCUGCCUCUCCCUGCCAAGCCGCCGCCUGCGCUUUCUCCCGCGCCUGUAGGGCGACUUCCCGCGUGCCGAGGCCGUCCCCGAAUCCCGAGCGUCCGACCGAGGGCCUCGCGCGCUGUCCCAGCUCUGUAGUCCCGCGGAGGCGGAGCCCGCGGCGCGGUGCAUGCCGUGACGGCGGUGGGCGGUGCCUGCGCUCGCAUCAUGGCGGCUGAGUGGGCUUCUCGUUUCUGGCUUUGGGCUGUGCUGCUGAUUCCUGUGGCCGCGGUCUACGAAGACCAAGUGGGCAAGUUUGAUUGGAGACAGCAAUAUGUUGGGAAGCUCAAGUUUGCCUCCUUGGAAUUUUCCCCUGGAUCCAAGAAGUUGAUUGUGGCCACGGAGAAGAAUGUGAUUGCAGCAUUAAAUUCCCGAACUGGGGAGAUCUUGUGGCGCCAUGUUGACAAGGGCUCGGCAGAAGGGGCUGUGGAUGCCAUGCUGCUGCACGGACAGGAUGUGAUCACUGUGUCCAAUGGAGGCCGAAUCAUGCGUUCCUGGGAGACUAACAUUGGGGGCCUGAACUGGGAGAUAACCUUGGACAGUGGCAGUUUCCAGGCACUUGGGCUGGUUGGCCUGCAGGAGUCUGUAAGGUACAUCGCAGUCCUGAAGAAGACUACGCUUGCCCUCCAUCACCUCUCCAGUGGGCACCUCAAGUGGGUGGAACAUCUCCCAGAAAGUGACAGCAUCCACUACCAGAUGGUGUAUUCUUACGGCUCUGGGGUGGUGUGGGCCCUCGGAGUUGUUCCUUUCAGCCAUGUGAACGUUGUCAAGUUUAAUGUGGAAGAUGGAGAGAUUGUUCAGCAGGUUAGGGUUUCAACUCCAUGGCUGCAGCACCUGUCCGGAGCCUGUGGUGUGGUGGAUGAGGCUGUCCUGGUGUGUCCUGACCCGAGCUCACGUUCCCUCCAAACUUUGGCUCUGGAGACGGAAUGGGAGUUGAGACAGAUCCCGCUGCAGUCUCUCAACUUAGAAUUUGGAAGUGGAUUCCAACCCCAGGUCCUGCCUACCCAGCCCAACCCAGUGGACACUUCCCGGGCCCAGUUCUUCCUGCACUUGUCCCCAAGCCACUAUGCUCUGCUGCAGUACCAUUACGGAACCCUGAGUUUGCUUAAAAACUUCCCACAGACUGCCCUAGUGAGCUUUGCCACCACUGGGGAGAAGACGGUGGCUGCAGUCAUGGCCUGUCGGAAUGAAGUGCAGAAAACUAGCAAUUCUGAAGAUGGGUCAAUGGGGAGCUUUUCGGAGAAGUCUAGUCCAAAGGACUCUCUGGCUUGCUUCAAUCAGACCUACACCAUUAACCUAUACCUCGUGGAGACAGGUCGGCGGCUGCUGGACACCACGAUUACAUUUAGCCUGGAACAGAGCGGCACUCGGCCUGAGCGGCUGUAUAUCCAGGUGUUCUUGAAGAAGGAUGACUCAGUGGGCUACCGGGCUUUGGUGCAGACGGAGGAUCAUCUGCUACUUUUCCUGCAGCAGUUGGCAGGGAAGGUGGUGCUGUGGAGCCGCGAGGAGUCCCUGGCAGAAGUGGUGUGCCUAGAGAUGGUGGACCUCCCCCUGACUGGGGCACAGGCCGAACUGGAAGGAGAAUUUGGCAAAAAGGCAGCAAUUCAAGAUGGCUUGCUGGGGAUGUUCCUGAAACGCCUCUCGUCUCAGCUUAUCCUGCUGCAAGCAUGGACUUCCCACCUCUGGAAAAUGUUUUAUGAUGCUCGGAAGCCCCGGAGUCAGAUUAAGAAUGAGAUCAACAUUGACACCCUGGCCAGAGAUGAAUUCAACCUCCAGAAGAUGAUGGUGAUGGUAACAGCCUCAGGCAAGCUUUUUGGCAUUGAGAGCAGCUCUGGCACCAUCCUGUGGAAACAGUAUCUACCCAAUGUCAAGCCAGACUCCUCCUUUAAACUGAUGGUCCAGAGAACUACUGCUCAUUUCCCCCAUCCCCCACAGUGCACCCUGCUGGUGAAGGACAAGGAGUCGGGAAUGAGUUCUCUGUAUGUCUUCAAUCCCAUUUUUGGGAAGUGGAGUCAGGUGGCUCCCCCAGUGCUGAAGCGCCCCAUCUUGCAGUCCUUGCUUCUCCCAGUCAUGGAUCAAGACUACGCCAAGGUGUUGCUGUUGAUAGAUGAUGAAUACAAGGUCACAGCUUUUCCAGCCACUCGGAAUGUCUUGCGACAGCUACAUGAGCUUGCCCCUUCCAUCUUCUUCUAUUUGGUGGAUGCAGAGCAGGGACGCCUAUGUGGAUAUCGGCUUCGAAAGGAUCUCACCACUGAGCCGAGUUGGGAGCUGACCAUUCCCCCAGAAGUACAGCGGAUCGUCAAGGUGAAGGGGAAACGCAGCAGUGAGCAUGUUCAUUCCCAGGGCCGUGUGAUGGGGGACCGCAGUGUGCUCUACAAGAGCCUGAACCCCAACCUGCUGGCCGUGGUGACGGAGAGCACAGACACGCACCAUGAGCGCACCUUCAUUGGCAUCUUCCUCAUUGAUGGCGUCACUGGGCGUAUCAUCCACUCCUCUGUGCAGAAGAAAGCCAAGGGCCCUGUCCAUAUCGUGCAUUCAGAGAACUGGGUGGUGUACCAGUACUGGAACACCAAGGCUCGGCGCAACGAGUUUACCGUACUGGAGCUCUAUGAGGGCACCGAGCAAUACAACGCCACCGCCUUCAGCUCCCUGGACCGCCCCCAGCUGCCCCAGGUCCUCCAGCAGUCCUAUAUCUUCCCGUCCUCCAUCAGUGCCAUGGAGGCCACCAUCACCGAACGGGGUAUCACCAGCCGACACCUGCUGAUUGGACUACCUUCUGGAGCAAUUCUUUCCCUUCCUAAGGCUUUGCUGGAUCCCCGCCGCCCCGAGAUCCCAACAGAACAAAGCAGAGAGGAGAACCUAAUCCCGUAUUCUCCAGAUGUACAGAUACACGCAGAGCGAUUCAUCAACUAUAACCAGACAGUUUCUCGAAUGCGAGGUAUCUACACAGCUCCCUCGGGUCUGGAGUCCACUUGUUUGGUUGUGGCCUAUGGUUUGGACAUUUACCAAACUCGAGUCUACCCAUCCAAGCAGUUUGACGUUCUGAAGGAUGACUAUGACUACGUGUUAAUCAGCAGCGUCCUCUUUGGCCUGGUUUUUGCCACCAUGAUCACUAAGAGACUGGCACAGGUGAAGCUCCUGAAUCGGGCCUGGCGAUAAAGACCAAAGACUGUGCCUAAAAGUGGAGAGCCAGGGGAGUGUGGGUCAGAUAAGCAGCUACAGCUGCAUUUGGUGGAUUGGUGAAGAGAGAGUGAGAGUGAGUGUGUGUGUGUGUGCAUGUGUCAGUGCUCAGCUAAGAGCUGUAGGGAAGAAGAUGGAUGACCUUCACAUAGAACUCCUUUUGGGAUACACAUGAUGCAGAAUCCUACUUGGAGAGAGACAGAACUCUCAGCUGAGAAUCUCAGAGAAUCCUGAUGGGCUUUCCCUUGAAGUCCAAAGGCCUCUGCAUUGUUUCCUUUCUUUGCCCAUCCAUGAAUGUUCUGUUUUGUUUCGUUUUUUUAAAAAGAAUUCCGGCUGAUUUUUGUGAGGCCUGUUUAAAUUGACUUUACUUUGCCUUUUGUGUUUCCCAAUUUUAUCUAGAAAUCUUUCUGACUUUUUCCAUCUCUUGCUUCAAAGUAAGAGGGGAACUCUCCUUGCCGACUCCACCGUAUAGGUGCAUUUGGUGUUUUGCACUGGGAAGAAAUAGGAUCCAUCCUGAGCUGAGUCUUGAGGACUGAUCCAGCCUCUCAUGGCUUCCCUCCAAAGUAACUUAGGGUUGAGGGAUCUAUAUGUGAUGUCAAAACUUACUUUAAACCUCUGGUUUCAUGCUGUCAUUUAUUAGGCUGGGCCACCAAAUCUUUGUUUCAGUUCAUCAGAAGCCAAGUGCAUACUAGCGUCUUGUUUGUUGCCCAUUGCCUAUACUUUUCACCUGAGAUGUGUGAGUUGGGGCCUUUUAAAAACUACUGAAUUGUCUGAGCCUUGAAGACAUUUCCAGGGAGAAGAGAUAAUCUCUCAUUUCACCCACAGGCUGGUCUAAUCAUAACCUAGUUAAAAAUGUCCUUGUUUAAGAACCCCAUUAUUUAUUUUUAGUUUUUAAUAUAAAUUAACAUGUGGCUCAUCAUAUUUCUCUUUAAAUGAGGAAAUUUUAAGUCUUAUUGAUCUAACCUUUGAAGCUUUAAAAAAGAGGAGAAAGGGUAGGGGUGGGAAACUGGUAUACUGUGUGUAUAGCACUGCCGAUUGGCUAGGCCGCUGUGUCUCUGCUACAAAUUAAAGAAAUCCUAAAAGUUUUCCUUGGUCAUAGAGUUGGGGAAUGACAGAAUUUUUCUUUACUGUGAAAUGUGUGUACAGAGUAGACCAUCUCUAGCCCUGUGGUGAAAGAGGUACACUCGAAUGUCUGAAUAAAGCAAGUGAAAAAUGA
This is a messenger RNA of Nomascus leucogenys (northern white-cheeked gibbon), 4511 nucleotides long. It is a transcript of the gene EMC1, whose product is annotated as ER membrane protein complex subunit 1. Gene Ontology annotation, cellular component: EMC complex. NCBI's taxonomy places the organism in Eukaryota, Metazoa, Chordata, Mammalia, Primates, Hylobatidae. Gene Ontology annotation, molecular function: protein binding. Gene Ontology annotation, biological process: protein folding in endoplasmic reticulum. The transcript is spliced from 24 exons. The coding region runs from base 284 to 3274 and encodes 996 amino acids. The record is from RefSeq and is a predicted model, not a curated record.